Messenger RNA from Closterium sp. NIES-67, 2117 nucleotides. Lineage: Eukaryota; Viridiplantae; Streptophyta; Zygnematophyceae; Desmidiales; Closteriaceae. The record is from the annotation of a GenBank genome assembly.
UGACCAAAGCUGUAGUAGGAGAUACUAGGUUCCAUGCUGUCAGCCAAAUAAUAUUUGGCUCCCAUCCGACCUGCCUUCUUUUACUAGCGGCAGCAGGACGAAUACUCACUUUCGCGUAGCUCGCCAAUGAAGUUUUACCACGAACCUGCAGAAAGAGCUCCUCCAAACCAACCGGUAGGCCCAAGAAUGAAGCUUCAAGGUCAACAUGAAGGUCAACUUGAGAUUGAUCAAGAAGCUGGUCAAGUGAGGAGCUUCGAGAAGCUCGUGAGGUGCCAUAGAGAAGGCCCCAGGGGAGCUGUCAUGCACCCGCCUCCCCCACCAAUGCUGCGCCAUAACCGCACGCUUCAUCCAUCCCGCUCGAGUGCCCCCUGUGCAAAGGGGGGCAGUGAUUGUGCAAGUGCCCCAUGCGCUAAGGGGGGAUUUGAUGGCGCAAUUGCCCCAUGCCCUAAGGGGGGAUGUGAUGGAUCAAACGCCCCCUUAGUAGUCCCCGCUUUCGAAAGAGCAGUUAUGGAGCUCUUAGAGCAGCAGCGGCAGCGGCGGCAGCAGCAGCAGCAGCAGCAGCAGCAGCAGCAGCAGCAGCUUCUGGGUACUCCAGGGGCGAAGUUCACCCAACCAGCCAUGGUCGCAACACACGUUGGACCAGAUGGGGCUGGGAAAAUGAGCCACAUGGAUGCUAAUGCUCAUGCUCUCAGCCCUGACGCCAUGGCUUUAAGCGACUCGGACCUGCUGUCCAGCCUCCAGUAGCAGCAGCAGCAGGAGGAGGCGCCUGGCGAUUGGGCUGAGCUGCUGACUUGUGAUGCCUUCUCCCCAGCAGCAGUGGUGCAGCAGCCGCAGCGGCAGCAGCAGCAGCACACGGCACAGCAGCAUGGGGCAGUUUGAGCACAACCAGAGCACAUAACAUGAUGGUGGAAGCAGGCGAUGCUCUUACUAUCGGCACGGAUGCAGCAGCAGCAAGUGGCGGUGGAAAGCUGGGAGGCACAGGCUGAGCUGGCAGGGCUGACUCUGCCGCCCGACCUGAUCCGAGAAUCGGCACAUGCCGCCCUCGUUGCGCAGAUGCAGAUUCAGGAUCAGGCUUCUGUUUGGUCGGACAUCUCCUGCUCCGCUUCAUCUCAGAUGGAGGGGGCAAUGCCCAAGGCACUAGAUGAUGCGGCUAGUAUGCACCUUACUACGCUACAUGCCCUGCCAGGGCCCUACGCCUUGCCCGACCCCCAUAUUCUGCAGGAGACAGGGACGAGGCUCUGCUACAGUUCCCAAGGGAGCGCAUCGCAUUGAGCAUUCUCUACAGCCCGGGCGGUUCCCUCCCCACCCAGUGCUUCCAAUCGUGUGUCGCUCCUGGGGCUGACUUAACGCCUAUGCCGCCUGGGGCUUGCUUCGCGCCAACCCCGAAUGGGGCUGUCUUCACGUCUAACCUACCUGAGGAUUGCUUCACACCUACCCCGCCUGAGGCUCGCUUCUCGCCUACCGCUCCUGGGGUUUGUGGAACAAGUGAUGGCAGCAGUGGCUUGCCAAUGCAAGAGCCUCCUGCCUCGUGUGCGCCCCCAGCUAAGCUGAGAAAAGUACCGCGGUGGGCAGAAGAGUGCGGAGUGGGGGAGGGUGAGAGGGGAGGAGUGAGGGAGGUGAAGAGGGAGGAGGAGUGUGAGGAGGACUGGAGGCCACGCAUUUGAACGCGACUGGAUGGGCUGUCGGUGGGGCGGGGAUGCAUACAAGCCAGGAGAGAAGACGGCGUGACAAGAUCAGGAUGGGACUGCAGCAGCUGCAUCGAGCCCUACCGUCGUCCCUCUUAAUAGCAAACCUCGACACAGCGUCAAUGGUGGAAGCUGCAGUUCGACACAUAGAAGAUCUGAAGGUACGGAUCAAAGCUCUCGAGAAACCAAGAGCCGGUGGCACCUUGUAGUACAGCAAAAGAAGCCUCAAAAAGACCAUCAAAAGGAGCAUCAAAGGGCACAACCUUUCCAUAGCUCCAUAGCCUUGUACAGUGCACAUCCAAGCUCUACCCUUCAAAAGUUUAGAGGGUAAUGGCUGAAAAAUAAACUAGAAAUCAAGCUCUUCACCGAGUUCACCAUUCCAAAAUAGUAUGCAGCAUAGAGCUUUGAUCUCUAAUGCAGUUUCUGUGGUCU